CAGGAUGCUAACUGAAGUCAUUGUUGGAUCAGCCCUGACUGAGGGGGAAUCACACUAGGCUGGGAGAGGUGUUCUGCCUCAGUUUCACUCACUGCUCUGGAAUCCUAGUAUGAGGCAAGGGGAAGGUUUCUGCAUAGAGGAGAGAUGGCUUUACACUGCACAUCAGCAAUCACGACAACAGUGACAGCCACCAUACUUGUUCUGACCACUCUUACUCUUCUGUCUACAGGGAAGAAAUUCCGAUGGUGCACUCUUUCUGACCUGGAGCAGAGGAAGUGCGCAGAACUAUCCAAAGUGCUUCUGAGUGUAUUGCCUCCUGCCACAAUCAGCUCCUUUGCCAGAGUUUCCUGCAUCAGAGCUCACAACACCCAUGACUGCAUUGAAAAGAUCCGGGUAAAUAAAGCAGAUGCUGCCUCCUUGGAUGCUGGAGAUGUUUAUUCUGCAGUAAAGCUUUUUGGCCUGACUGUGGUGGCAAAGGAAGUCUAUGUGGAAGGUACCUGCAUGUUUGCUGUAGCUGUUGCCAGACGAGGAACACUGAACAUCCAAAAGCUAAAAGGUACCCGUAGUUGCCACAAUGGAGCCAGGUGGACUUCAGGUUGGAAUGUCCCUUUGGGCUUCCUUCUAGCUAGAAAUGAUCUGGUAUGGGAUGAAGAUCAGCCCCUAAGCCAUGUGAUCAGUGGUUAUUUCGAUGCGAGCUGCGUCCCCGGCAUCGGAGUUACCACCCCUCAGCUUUGCAAUCUCUGCCAAGGACAGAAGUCUUACAUCUGGGAGAAGAACCACUUCUGUGAGUCCAGUGGUGAUGAACCCUUCUAUGCUUCAGAGGGAGCCUUCAGAUGCUUGAAGAGUGGGGUGGCAGAUGUUGCUUUCCUGGAUCACCUAACAAUAAUGAAUGCGACAGUAUCAGAACAAGAAGAAUAUGAGCUUCUGUGUCCUGAUGGGUCCACAGCACAUUUGAGUGCCUAUGCCACCUGCAACUUGGGCCAUGGUCCAGGACGUGCCAUUGUUACUCGCCAUAAUUUCCAGAAGAUCUCCAAGAAAUUUCUCACUUUGAUCCAGAACCUCUUUGGAAAGAAAGGGAAAGAAAAGGCCAGAUUUGAGCUCUUUGCUUCUGCACCGUUCAGUGGAAAGAACCUGCUAUUCCAUGAUGCUACUCAGUAUUUGCAGAUGAUCGAAGAGGAAGCUGAGCUCAGUCAAGUCCUUGGCUUGGAUUAUGUUGCUCUUCUCCAGGGUUUGGGACAUGAAGGGAGUUCCCUGUCCAACAGUCUGGUACGUUGGUGCUGCAUCAGCAAUGCUGAGCUCCAGAAAUGUGAGGAGUGGGCUCUGAAUGUCAAGUCUGACCCCCUGGUCUGUGUCCAAGCAGACUCGAUGAUCAACUGUAUUGAACUGAUCAAGAACAAUGGGGCAGAUGCUGUUUCACUGGAUGCCACACAUGCCUAUUUUGCCAAGAAGUGUGCGCUAGUUCCUGUCGCUGCAGAGUGCUACGGGCAGGAAUGCACAGAAGUUAGAAGAGAAGAGGAACCAGAGACACUGACCCCCCUUACAGCACUGCCUCCCAUCUACACAGUAGCCUUGGCAAAGAAGAAUGUGAAGCACAUAAACAUUCACAAUCUGGAGGGAAGGCGUUCUUGCCACAGCCAUAUGUACAGUCCAGGAGGAUGGCUACUUCUUUCUCGAUAUACUGUGGGGGCACUGGAGAAUGAGUUUCUCAACUGCAACAUCAGCUCUGCUUACCAGGAUUACUUUUGGAAGAGUUGCAUGCCAGGAGCCAAUGGGAACCUUUGUAAAGUCUGCAUUGGACAAAAGGAGAUGGAAGGAGGCAAGGGAUUGUCCAGGUGUGCUGCCAAUCAUAAUGAACGCUACUAUGGAAACAUGGGUGCACUCAGAUGUCUCCUUGGUGACGCCAGUGGGAGAAACUUUGGUGAUGUGGCCUUCUUGGAACAUCAUAACCUGCUCCAAAAUAUUGAGUACCUGGAUAACUCAGGAUGGGGAGCAAGAAACACUGCCAGUGACUUUGAACUCCUGUGCCUGGAUGGACAUCGUGCUGCACUAGAAGACUGGAAGGCUUGUAACUUGGGUCCUGUUCCUCCCAACAUAGUGGUGACACGCCCAGUGACCAUUAGAAAGGUCAAUGAUUUCCUGCGGCAAUCACAGGUGCCAAGCCUGGGCUCUACAUUUCAGCUCUUUCAGUCACAGCAGUAUGGAGAAAGUGACCUGCUCUUUAAAGAUGCCACUCGUUACCUUGUUCCCACAAGCCACUUGGAUUAUGAGGCAAUUCUUGGAGCAUCUUUCUCCCACCUUGCAGAGUCUGUCUUCAACUGCACACAUGCAGGUAUCUUUGACAUCUGCAAACAAGAUACUUGCACUUAUGCUCCCCCACACUGAAAACAUACUAUACUGGCUAAAGUAGGAAUGUGGCGUGAAGCUUCCCACAUUAACUUACACGAGGAUUUCUGGCCUAAAGCAGCUUGUCAAUGAUGUUUUCCAAAAAUACAAACUGGAUCUCUGUUAAAGGAUUUUUCUGGGGACCCCUUUUCUAAAACCCAUGUGUGAGCAUCAAUUCAAGCAAGACACGCACACAGGAAGCAAACUUGCUUUAGUGGCAAAUUCUUUCUCCUGCUUCGCUGAGAUUCAGCUGAGGGUUAGCCUAAACUCAUAACAAGUGAGAAAGUUUCUGGCAACUGUAAAAUCCUUUUGUUUCCAUUUCAUAACUAAGAUUUCAGCCUUGGAAGUGUUAUUUCCCAGAAGUAUUUUGAACUCAAGUAUGGCUCCAGCAUUUGUUUGUAUUAUAGUGAGAUCUGACUGACUUGUCACUCAAGCCUGUAUGGUGCCUUGUAUUCCGGGAACUGUAAUUCUGAAGAGAUGUUUGUAUUAACCCUGAUCUUUUAUUUUGUAAACAAUUAGUGCUAAGGUAUAUAAGAUUUUCUCAUGUCACUGUUAUUUAUGCAUAUGAGCUAGAGAGAGAAUAUGCACCUGAGCUUUAUUUGGAAAUAAUAAAACUCACAUUACUUUAUAGAUCACUAUUUGGCAUCUUAAUUGAUUGAGGGUAUUGGCUGAAAAGGAAAAUAAAUUGGCAAGCAGAGUACUUUGAAAUAAAUUCCCUUUCAGUCUCCUUUACCUCUGCCAGUCAGAAAUGAGGUUUCCAGUACAGGGAAUUAAAUUGUAGCUAUCUACAAAGGUCUUGGCAGGUAGCCUGAGUGUCUGCCCUGUUCAGUCAAAGAGACAGAACAUUUACUACCUGAUUUGCAUUAAGAAAUAAUGCCAUCAUCUUUAAAAUGGCUUCUAUUAGAAUAUAUGGGUUUCUCCACUGACCGUUGGCCACAGCAGCUGACAUAUUCUACUUUAUUUGGUGCCAAAUGAGUGAAAGUUCUAAUGGAACAGUAACAUUUUUUCUUCUGACACAUUCCAGAGGUAGUCCUGUUAGUUUGCUGCAGCCAGAACAACAAAGACUCUUCUGGUGCCCUAAUAAAUCUAUUGUGGUCAAAGUUUUAAUCAGUGAGAGUGUACUGUGUGAGUGCAUCUGACGAAGAGAGCUGUGGCUCUCGAAAGCUUAUGCUACAAUAGGUUAGUCUUCAAGGGGUUACUGGACUCUUAACUAUUUCUCAUACAUCAUAUGAAUCUGAUGAAAUAGGCUGCAGUUCACAGAAACUUGCAGUAUGUAAUUAAAUACAAUGUAUUUAUUAAUCUUCA
Molecule: messenger RNA, 3687 nt
Organism: Eublepharis macularius
Lineage: Eukaryota; Metazoa; Chordata; Lepidosauria; Squamata; Eublepharidae
Product: melanotransferrin-like
Exons: 18
Coding region: 145-2382 (745 amino acids)
Biological process (GO): iron ion transport
Cellular component (GO): early endosome; plasma membrane; recycling endosome
Source: RefSeq, a predicted model, not a curated record